This is a messenger RNA of Cucurbita pepo subsp. pepo (vegetable marrow), 1954 nucleotides long. RefSeq names its product protein WHAT'S THIS FACTOR 9, mitochondrial. Lineage: Eukaryota; Viridiplantae; Streptophyta; Magnoliopsida; Cucurbitales; Cucurbitaceae. The record is from RefSeq and is a predicted model, not a curated record. Gene Ontology annotation, molecular function: RNA binding.
GAACAUUGCAAAUUCCGGAUUCUGAAAUGAAGAGCUUCUUCUUUUCCACCCUAAUUCUUCCAUCGCCAUUCCUGAGCCCUAAUCCUUUUCUGCACCUUCAAUGCCGACGAAUUGCGAAGGUUCGCCUCAAAUGGGUCAAGAAUCGGAGUCUCGAUCACAUCAUCGACACGGAGACCGAUUUGAAGGCCGCUUCCCUCCUCAAGGACGCCAUUAACCGCUCUUCUACUGGCUUCAUCACUGCUAAAUCCAUCGCCGAUUGGCCAAAGCUUCUCGGCCUCACCAUCCCUGUUCUUCGAUUCAUCCGGAGGUAUCCAACUCUCUUUCACGAAUUUCCUCAUUCUCGUUACGCUAAUUUGCCUUGCUUUCGUUUGACGGAUACCGCGCUGCUUUUAGAUCAGCAAGAGAGUAGUAUUCACCAAAUUCAUGAGAGCGACACUGUCGAAAGACUUUGUAGAGUUCUUAUGAUGAUGAAAACUAGGGCUAUUCCUCUUCAGUCGUUGCGUCCUUUAGAAUGGGAUCUAGGUCUCCCGUGUGGUUUUGAGAGGUCAUUGAUUCCCAAGUAUCCCGAUCAUUUUCGAUUAGUGAAGGCCUCGAAUGGGGAUUGGUGUCUGCGGCUUAUGGAAUGGCGCGAGGAAUUUGCAGUUUCAGCCUUGCAAAGGAGCAAUGAGAGCUCUCAAUUGGGAGAUGCGUAUAGGCAAUUCAAAAGGGGGCGUACCACAUUGGCUUUUCCCAUGAGUUUUCCGAGGGGAUAUGGGGCACAAAAGAAGGUAAAAGCUUGGAUGGAAGAGUUUCAGAAGUUACCUUACCUUUCUCCAUAUGAGAGUUGCAGGCAAAUUGACCCCAACAGUGAUCUCAUGGAGAAACGAGUUGUUGGGGUUCUACAUGAGCUUUUGAGCCUCACUCUUCACAAGAAAACUAAAAGAAACUAUUUGAGAAGCUUGAGAGAGGAAUUGAAUCUUCCCCAUAAGUUCACUCGAAUCUUCACCCGUUAUCCCGGAAUCUUCUAUCUGUCUUUGAAGUGUAAGACCACGACUGUUUCUCUUAGGGAAGGGUAUCAGCGAGGAAAGCUAGUGAACCCACAUCCCUUGACACGUUUAAGGGAAAAGUUUUAUCAUGUCAUGAAGACUGGUCUCUUUUACCGGGGCAAAGGUGCUGCAUUGAUAGAAAAGGAGGGCAUUCUGCUUAAUAAUACAGCCGAGGAGAUGGUGGAGAAUGGUUUGGAUGUUGAAUCAGAUGAGACGGGUGAUGAUGAAUGCUUAGAGGACGAGAACUCGCAGGCAGAGGAAUCUGAUUCAGAUUAAUGGAGUCUGAUAAGUGGAUCCUCCCUUUGCUAGUUGCCAAAAAAGAGGGACAAAAAUCAAGCCUCCUAUGCAUAUAUAUGCGAAAUUUUCAUUGGCUGAUAACUCCAUUCGAGGGAUCAACAUUGUCCCAUGCAAAGCAAUGCUUUAUAGUUUAUGCGAUAAAGACAUAAGCUAUAGAGGAAAGAAAUGGUUUGUGGUGACAGAGAUUUGGAAAGAUGGGACUAUCCGCUUUCCCGACCCAGGAAAAGAAAUGCUGAAGCUUUGCCAUGUAAGAAACAGCUUCGUUUUCAUACUAAAUGACGUUCGAACCAAAACUUGAUCCAGCAACAAGUUAAAGAGGACAUGGCUGGUAAAGAAAUUAUAUAUUUGCUUCUUUAGUUACAUAAUUUAUGACCUUCCUUUGUUUCUGUUAUACAUGCAUUGAAGGCUGAAAAUAGUUGUUUGGGGACUUCUCCUCUAGAAGGUUAGACAAUGAGAGUCAUUUUGUUGGCGUUUCUCUGUUAGAAAUCAUAUCUGGAAUUUUAUUUGUUAGGUUGUAGACUAUGAACAAUGUUGAGACAAGCUAAGCUAUGCAUGAUUUUCAUGGUGCUUGUGUUGUAAAGCUUAUCAAGCUUACAUUUAUAAAUUUCAUUCGCCUCAGCCUUUUCGGGUUA